UAUAUAAAUAUCUAUUGAACGGGCAUUGAUUGUAUUUAACCGGAAGUACCAACCUUUACGCUGACAAUCCUCCACAUUCACUUCCGGAGUAAUGUUGCAAGUACUUUGGGUCAAGCUGUCAUUUUGGCUAAGUGCUAGCAUUUUUUUUUCUUUUAUUAAAAAAGUCCAAGGAAUGUUUUUAUCGGUAAUGAAAUAGGUAUUUUUUGUACUCAUGUCUGAAAGAGCCACCCACGUGGAGUGGGUUGAAACAACGGAGGAAGUCGUUGAAGCAGCUGAAUGUGUUCCACUGAAAAACAACUCUCCUUCAGUGGUUCUGGAGGCGACACAAACAUCUAUCCAGGAGUUAUUAAAUUCUGUGGGACAAGAGGAAAGUUCCAGGGGUCAUGAGGGUUUUUGUUGUGAGGAGUGUCUAACUCUUUUCCAGAGUAACCCUGACAACAUAAAUGGCCCUUCUUUCAUUCUCGACUUCCAAACAAGCAUGGGCGUCCAGCAGAGGGCUCUACUCACUUUACCCUACGGCCUGAUGAUCGGCAGAUCUAGUAUUCCCGGGGCAGGAAUCGGUGUCAUUAAUCAUGGACCGGCGGUGUCUCCAGGAAUGCAUUUUGGACCGUACGAGGGGGAAGUGACUACAAAGGAGAAUGCGAUUACAAGUGCAUUUUCCUGGGAGAUUUACAAAGAAGAAGACAACUACGAGUACAUUGAUGCCGCCAAUGACUUCUACUCAAACUGGAUGAGGUACGUCACCUUUGCCCGUUCCAAAGAAGAGACGAACUUGCUGGCGGUGCAGUACAACGGGAGCAUCCUUUAUCACUGCUGCCGGACGAUCCACACCGGAGAUGAGCUCACGGUGUGGCCCAGCAACAAGCUGCUCUCUCAUUUCAGCAAAGCGUGGACUCAAAUGUGGCUUUCCAAGUUGAAUGCAGCAGUUGCAGAGAGCGACACAUCAACAACUUCUACCAUCUUCCCGUGCUCUGACUGUCCUCUCUCUUUCACCACCGAGGCGUUCCUCCAGCGACACACAGAGAACUUCCACUGUCAGCCUAAAGCCAUGGAAGCCGCUGAAGAUCCUGCAGCUUCUGCUGUAGACUCGGAUCACUUCACUGAAUCUGUUACUAUUAUAACUGUGGAUUCUGUCAAAUCCAACACCUGCGAGGAUUGUGGGAAAGUUUUUAAGCAAAUCCCUCAUCUGAAGAGGCACAAGCUGUGCGUCCACUCCAACAAGCGUCCGUACUGCUGCCCGCACUGCAGGAGGAGCUUCAGCCAGGCGUCCGGCUUGAUCAGACAUCAGCUUGUUCACAGAAAGCCGACGGCGGGGAAAUCUCAGAAUGGGGACGGAGACGUGUGCGAGAGCUCAACGCCGACCGUAGAUGAAUCUGAGAAAACGACGGAUGUGGUCGCCGCUGAAGAUCUGCAAAAAGACGCAGAAGUUCCCGACACGGUUGUAACCGAAGAAGCAGAUCCGGGUCGUCUUGCGUGUUCCGACUGCAGCAGCAGCUUCACAAACGAGGCGGACUUGAAGAAACACAGAGCGGGAGCCCACGAGAAGCUGCGACCGUACGUCUGCGGCGUGUGCCACAAAUGCUUCUUCCAGUACCACGACCUGAACCGGCACUUGCGGUGCCACCGUAAAAAGAGGGACAAAGCGAAGGCGCGUCCGAAAACCCCGUCCGCGAUGCCCUUCAGCUGCGCCAAGUGUUUGACCGGCUUCGACUCGGUGGACGCCCUGCAGCAGCACGUAAACGAGCUUCACUCGGGUGAAGAGGACGCCCCGCUUCCCGCCGAACCGGUCCAGCACGAUCAGCAUCCUAGGCCUCAGCGUCUCGCUGCGAGGUCGAAGGUUUCCGCCGUCACCAAGCUCAUAGCCCCAAAACGCAAGGCAGCCGAGAAAAGCUCCGAGGUCGACGGCGCCACCGAAGCGAAGUUACGGCGAUGGUUCAGCUGCAAUCACUGCAAACAAACCUACGGCAAACCGGACGAUCUCAAAGCCCACAAGUGCUCCUUGAAGCCCCUCAAAUGCGGCCAGUGCGGGGCCACUUUUUUGAAGACCGGCUUCCUGAGAAGACACGAGCAGGUUGCCCACGUCAAAGCAAAGUCCUACAACUGCGAGCGCUGCAACAGAGACUUCUCCACGCUCGGGAAGCUCAAGCAACAUCAGAAAAACAAGUCCUGCUUGAAGUACCACUGUGCGUCCGAGCAUUACCCGUGCUCCUACUGUCAGUUUUCCUUCACCUUGAAAAGCUACCUGAACAAGCACCUAAAGCGGCACCACCCCAUGGAGUUCCUGUCUCUAUCUGAACAAGGCUCUCCGAUAGUUCAGUCCGAGGAGAAGGAACAGGGGCAUGUUUGUAAGCAUUGUAAAAUCAACUUCAGCACCACCAAAGACCUGAAGUCGCACCCUUGCUCAAAGCAGGUGAAAGUUCUCUAUCUGUGCACGGACUGUGGCAAGAGCUUCAACAACCACUACAGCCUGAAGCAGCACCAGCGGAUCCACACGGGCGAGAAGCCCUUCUCCUGCCCCCAGUGCACCAAGAGCUUCUCGUACGUGGGCCAGCUCAACGUGCACCUCAGGACUCACACGGGCGAGAAGCCCUACCUGUGCACCCACUGCGGCGAGAGCUUCCGGCAGUCGGGGGACCUGAAGAGGCACGAGAGGAAGCACACGGGCGUGAAGCCCUACAGCUGCCCCGAGUGCAGCAAAAGCUUCAGCCGCCCGCAGAGCCUGAAAGCUCACCAGCUGCUCCACUUAGGCCAGAGGAUGUUCAAAUGCAGCCAGUGUGGGAAGAGCUUCUCCAGGAACUAUCAUCUCAGGAGGCACCUCCAGAAGAUGCACAUGUAACUUCAUCUCAUUUUUCAUAAAAAAAAAAUGCAGAAAUUCUCUCCUCUUAAUGUUAAAUGGCUUUAUUUCCUGACAAAAUGCAGAACUUUUGGAGUCUCUGUUGCAGUUUGUUUUUGUUUUGGCCAAGUUUGGUUGAAUAAUAAAUAUUGGCUCAAAUUUAUUGUUUUCCCACUAACAGCCACUAGAGGGCGCUGGAGAUGUGUGUCAGUAUUUGCUACAGACAGCAACGUAGAAGAAGAAAAACAUGGAGGAGAAUCUGAUCGUUCUCCUGAACUUUGAUAUUUUUAUUUGCAUCAAGAUAUUAUUUUUGUUUUUAUUUUGUGGAACAGCAACUCAUCAAAUUGGGUUAAAGACACACAGACGUACUGGUGAAACCGGCAUUAUUCAGAUGCAGCUCCUGUAGUAGAAGGUAAAGAUCGCCAUUAAAAAAAACAACUGAUCUCAUGAACCCAGACAUGGAGACACGUUUUGUAGAGUUCUUCAGAAUAAAUAAACCUAAUUUGUCAA
Oryzias melastigma (Indian medaka) is the source of this 3343-nucleotide messenger RNA. RefSeq names its product histone-lysine N-methyltransferase PRDM9. Bases 212 to 2836 code for a protein of 874 amino acids. The transcript is spliced from 7 exons. The record is from RefSeq and is a predicted model, not a curated record. Gene Ontology annotation, cellular component: nucleus. Gene Ontology annotation, molecular function: protein binding. NCBI's taxonomy places the organism in Eukaryota, Metazoa, Chordata, Actinopteri, Beloniformes, Adrianichthyidae.